Penicillium antarcticum is the source of this 1314-nucleotide messenger RNA. RefSeq lists its product as uncharacterized. Gene Ontology annotation, biological process: transmembrane transport. Gene Ontology annotation, molecular function: transmembrane transporter activity. The transcript is spliced from 4 exons. The record is from RefSeq and is a predicted model, not a curated record. NCBI's taxonomy places the organism in Eukaryota, Fungi, Ascomycota, Eurotiomycetes, Eurotiales, Aspergillaceae. The coding region runs from base 1 to 1314 and encodes 437 amino acids.
AUGGAAGUUCCACCCGAUGGAGGUUAUGGGUGGGUGGUUGUUGGUGCGAUCUUCUGGAACAAUGCACACCAUUGGGGUCUUGUCUCGAGCUAUGGUGUUUUCCUAGCAUAUUUCCUCUCAAACUCAGAUUUCACUGAAGGUACUAGUCUUGACUAUGCAUUCAUCGGUGGACUUUCCGCCUCACAGGCCCUUCUUAUGGCGCCGCUUGCUUCUAUUAUAAAUCGGCAAUACGGCUUGAAAGUCGCAAUGAGUCUGGGUGUCAUUCUUGAGACGGCGGCGCUUCUGGGAGCAUCGUGGAGCACAAAGGUUUGGCAACUAUAUUUGAGCCAAGGAGCCUGCUUUGGCUGGGGACUGGGUCUUCAAUAUGUCUCGACCAUUCCGCUCAUCCCGCAAUGGUUUGCGAAACGCAGAAGUCUUGCGGCGGGUUUGGCUGCUGCUGGCAGUGGCACUGGAGGCUUGGUAUAUUCCUUAGGGUCGAAUGCCAUGCUUGAGCGAUUUGGCUAUGGUUGGACAUAUCGUGUCCUAGCUAUUGUGCAAUUCGUUGUGAACUGUGGCUGUUUGCUGCUCAUUCGAGACCGCAACAAGCUGACCGGAACUAAGACCUCAAAUCUCAAGAUCUCUGAUAUUUUCAAGCGAUAUGAGCUUUGGCUAUUUUGGGGUUGGAGCUUCUUGAGCGUCAUGGGGUUCAUGAUCAUCUGGUAUUCGCUGGAUGAUUUCGCUCGCAGUCUGGGACUCAGUUCACACCAGGGAUCUGUCGUCACAGCAAUCAUGAAUUUGGGAACAAUCAUCGGGAGGUCGGGUACAGGAUACGUCAGUGAUCAUCUCGGAAGAAUGAAUACGGCAUCCUUCGCUACGUUUGUUACCGGUGUGCUGUGCCUUGUGCUUUGGACCUUGGCCCGCUCCUAUGCUGCGACCUUGUGUUUUGGCUUUUUUGGCGGGCUGGUCUUUGGAACCUUUUGGAUGGCCGUGGCUCCACUCGCAACCGAGGUGGUUGGGUUGAGAUACUUGCCUUCAUGCUUGACACUGACAUGGGUUGUUUGCGUGAUUCCUGCAACUUUCGGAGAAGCUAUUGGUCUCGAGCUCAGAACCAGCGGAGAUCGCGAAUAUCUUCAUGUCCAGCUAUUUGCUGGCUUCAUGUAUAUUGGAGCCUCAAUAUUCGUGUCCAUGCUUCGUAUUUGGAAGAUGUCGACUCUUCCCGAGGUAUCUAGCGUGCUGCAUACAUCGGAAGACUCCAAGGAAACCGCAGUAGUCUCCGUGGAAGCGAAUGGUCCCCGAAGCACACUGAAGCAGUGGUUGAAGGCAAACAAAGUGUGA